Molecule: messenger RNA, 1469 nt
Organism: Linum trigynum
Lineage: Eukaryota; Viridiplantae; Streptophyta; Magnoliopsida; Malpighiales; Linaceae
Source: the annotation of a GenBank genome assembly
GGAGGCAUUGGAGCGGGGCCAGAGUUAAGCUCCAUUCUAAUUUUUAGCUUGCUCAUUCAUCCGACCAAAACCAUCUCUUUUUUCCCCUGUUUCUAUUCUAGCCUCCCUGUUCUCUCUGCCUCAACUGUUUUGUUUUCUCUCUUUCCAUGCUCCUUGACAAAAUGCGGGCUGACAUAUCUUCUUGGAUGUGCUUUCUGUUCACGUUAGCCGUGAUACUCGCCGCGGUUUCUCCGUCGUCGUCGACAGUGAGCUUCUUAACUACUAAUGUUCUCCAUUGGGAGAUGACGCGGCUUCCUAACAUGGAUCAACUCAGAGCUCAGGACCGAGCCACGCAUGCCCGUCUGUUUAGCGGUGUCCCCAACUUAUAUGUCUUCGGAUCCGCCGUUCCCGACCUCUACGGGAUUUACUUCACGAAAGUCAAGCUGGGCUCUCCUCCUCAAGAGUUCAGCUUGCAGAUAGAUACGGGCAGUGAUCUGCUUUGGGUCAACGCCAAAUCUUGUGCUAACUGCCCACGCUCCAGCAGUUUCACGUGUAUCUCAAGUAUUUCCUGUAUCGAGCUUUAAUUUUGCCAACCACGCUUCUCUCAUAUUAAAACCAACUGGCCACCUUCAUCGAUCCUUUGUAAGUUGAUAUCGUUCUAACUUUGGCUUUCUGAUUCUUUUGUCUUAAAUUCAUGAAAUUCACUUGUGUUCUACUUCAUUGUAGAUGGAUUGGUGAAGAAGCCAGGAGUGACUAUCUUAGGAGGUUAUAUAUAUAAUUUUGUUAAAAAAAGCUCGAAUGUCGUCCUUCAAUAGAUGUCUUGCAAAACACCAAACUAAUUGGCUGAUUAAGAAUGUUCUAACUUUGAUUGUCGUGUCUUGUUCUAAUGUCCUGAUCUUGUUCUAAAAGACAAGAUUUUCGUGUACGAUUCGAUCCAUCACUAGAUUGGAUGGACCAACUACAAGGGUAAGUUCAAUAAAACCGUCAUACAUGUAUCUUGACUUCCUUCGCUUGUUCCUUUUUGUUUCAACUAGUAUCGUUGAUUGGCUACUUGCUUCUCUCCUCAUCCAGGCUUGAAGGAACCAAAUGUCUCUGUUCCUAAACAGCCAAGCUAAAGUUGUUCUACUGACAUGCUGUUGAUGUUGCUGCCUCUAGCAAUAUGCACCAUUCUCUUCUUACAAAUAUCACCGGUGAUUGAGAUCAAGACAAUGUAACUUAUUGUUCAUUAUGAGGGAGAUUGGUAUUUUAGGUAUCUUAUCCAUGUAGCAUCUAUACAUUCUCUGAACGAGAUUAUCAUUGAUUUAUUCCUCUUCGUUACCCUUAUUCGUGGCCUUGUUAUGGUGUGAGCUACUAAUGAGACAGGAGUGUGCCAUUUGGCAGGGUGUGAUAGUAGUACAAAUAAAACAUUACCUUGUUUAUGAUUUAGAUUAGAAAAGAAUGUCAUUUCUGAUUUCUGAUUUUUCACUUUGAAAUAAACAGGACUAUAUGAC